AAAUACGAAGCAGGAAUCCAACAAGAGCGCACAUUUUUACGCGUAUCCAAAUAAGAGCAGAGAAGGGGAAGGAGAUCACCUCAUCUAUGUUCAAGGAGGGAAGAAGCAUGUCACGGCUGUCUCUGACCCGGUCCCCGGUCUCUCCUCUGGCCGCUCAGGGGAUCCCUCUGCCGGCUCAGCUGACCAAGGCAAACGCCCCGGUGCACAUCGAUGUCGGGGGACACAUGUACACCAGCAGUCUGGCGACCCUCACCAAGUACCCAGACUCCAGAAUCAGUCGUCUGUUCAAUGGCACCGAGCCCAUCGUGUUGGACAGCUUGAAGCAGCACUACUUCAUAGAUCGGGACGGCGAGAUAUUCCGCUACAUUCUCAGUUUCCUCAGGACCAGCAAAUUGCUCCUUCCAGAUGACUUCAAGGACUUCCACUUGCUGUAUGAGGAGGCGCGCUAUUACCAACUGACACCCAUGAUCAAAGAGCUGGAGCGCUGGAAGCAGGAGCGCGAACAACGACGAAUGGCGCAGCCCUGCGACUGCCUGGUGGUUCGUGUCACCCCCGACCUGGGCGAGAGGAUCGCCCUGAGUGGGGAGAAGGUCCUCAUCGAGGAGAUCUUCCCUGAGACUGGAGACGUUAUGUGUAACUCCGUCAACGCUGGCUGGAACCAGGACCCAACGCAUGUCAUCCGCUUCCCCCUCAAUGGCUACUGCAGGCUCAACUCCGUCCAGGUUCUGGAGCGUCUUUUCCAGAAAGGUUUCAGCGUGGCAGCGUCAUGCGGAGGCGGCGUGGACUCAUCUCAGUUCAGCGAGUACGUGUUGUGUCGCGAGGACCGGCGGAGUCUGUCCAUCAACACGCCCAUCAGGAUAAAACAGGAACCCCUGGACUAGAGCAUUCUGGGAGAGGGACUGCCAACACCCCAAUACUCCUUCCAUCUUCUCACACCACCCUGCCCUGCCUACCCCUGCCCCUUCCCUGUCCUAACAGGACCACAACCACCCCCAGCGUACCUAAGUAUUAGCAGAGGCUUGUUAACCUCGCCAGCCCUGCAGAACUCGAAGGGGAAUGUAGUACCAAACAAAGUGGAAAAAAGCAUCAGCAACAAAAGUUUUUGAUUAUGUUAAAUAACGCCCAAAGAAUCUGGGACUGUGAUGAAAACAGCAACAACUACAAAUGGACUCAACAGCAGCACACUUGAACUAUUUUAGCACCAUGACUGGUUGAUUUUUCCCUCAUCUUCUUAUAAAAAAAAAAGGGUUCCUGACCCUUUUGGAGGGACACAACUGCACCCCUCUUUGAACCCCGAUCCACCAAGCCCCUCAACACACACACACACACACACACACACACACACACACACACACACACACACACACACACACACACACACACACGCACACACUACCCCUCUAACCCUCCUUCAGCAGUGUGUCAUCCAAUUCUGUGUCUGUAUGAGGUCCCUGUCUUGUCUGAUUGAUGACAAGCCUGGCCUGCUGUGGGACAACAAAGCUUUGGCAGACAGGAUGCUUUUAAGGAUGACAGGAAGAAGAUAUAAUCUAAUUUUAUGAAUCCCUCAGAAAUUCUCCGAGACCCCACGAACCUCCAACCCCAUCCCACCUCAUCCCCACAGGCCUAGCUACAGACGCCAGGCCCUCGCUGAAAACAGCAUCGUUUGCCAAACUGAUUGUUUAUUAAAAUUUUUCAUUGUUGUUUCUAAAGUAUGUUCUUCUUGCUCUUUUUGCUGUUCUUGUCAUGACAUGGUGUAAACAAUUAUUAUUAAUAGGAUUAUUUUUAAUGUCUCUUUUUUCCUUUCUCCAAUAUGAAGGAUGUAUGAACAUUGUAUUCAUUAGGCUUUGAGAGCUUGUGAGGGAGCAUUUCUUGGCAGUAGCUGCAGAAACUCAGAUGUCUCCAGGCUAUGUGGCUAAAGCGAUCUGGCUGGCAAUGCAUUCAGAGCCGGAAAAAGUCCCAUUGUUCAAAUGGGGAUGGAAGAGAACCUGGAUGUUUCGACAUUGUUUAUAGUCAAAUGUGCAGCAUGCAUAAAAAAGUGCUCUGGAAUUUGUGCUUAAUAGCUCUAAAACAUAUCUCGGGUCUGUGAUCAGAUUCUCUCACACGAGCACGAACAUUUGUUGGUAUUUAGCGGAAACUUGAGAAAAUUUAAAAUUCAGGUCGAAGUUGCACAAGUUCUAAGUGUAUUGCAGUUCUGUCUGUUGGGUUAGAAUGUUAAAGACUUGAGGACCAACGUGGAAAGCUGACGUUUACCAGUAUGUCUCGUGAUCAGCAAGAGAUGUACUCUAAAUGCUUAUUGUUUCUUUGCACUUAAACAUUUCCUAGAGAGCUGUCCUGCCCUGUUCCCUUAAAACACUUGUCUGAUCCCAGUGACCAGUGCCCAAGCCACGCUGUUUAUCUUCUCAUGUUUUUAGCAGAGUAGGACACUAAAACGUUUAAAAACAGGCAAAACUUCCAAUAGAACAAAUACUCUAGGUACCAAAGUAGACAAGGUGCCUAUUUUAUUGAUUGUACGAACACGAAGACGUCAUCUGUCUUUACAGUUUAUAGCUAAAGAAGACACGAUGCAUUAUUCAGAACUGUAUGAAGGGUACCAAGAUUUGUUCCUCUAGGCCUCCAAUCUUGACAGUUUUGUUGAGAAUAGCUCACAGUACCUUCAGACCAAGUUUAAGAGACGAAGUCUCUGUCUCAAUAUUGUCACUUCUAAGCCAAGAUUAUUUCAGAUGCUCUUCACAUGUAUGUAUACCAGAACCCAAAGUGAACUGUACUCCUAGCAUCUGCGUGUUAUUCACAAAGAGCCGAGUGGGCGGCAUUUACUCUAUCCUGCUCUCUUUCUUUUUGUCUUAUUCUCAACAUUUCUGGAUCAAAGACAGAAACAAGAAAGGCCAAGUGUUCAUGCUUUAUAUUUGUGUGUAACUUACAGAUGCUGUUUCUUCCAUUCCAAAAGACUGAGAAAAAACAGAAGCUCAUUCUGAUCUUUGUGGGUGCUGGCAGUUGUUUGAGUUAAACUGGGGUUGUUUUUAUAAACUAGUUGUUCAUUAAAAUGGGCAGUAGUUCUUCUGACCAUGUUGUCCUAACAUCUGCUCUCUCUGGAUGGCCGCUGAUUAAACAAGGCCAAUGAGCGGAUAAAGAUGAGCUCAGUGUAAGUGUAGCUCCCAGUCCUGCGCAGUCCCCCCUGGGGGUCUCUCUCACAAUCAAGCCCAUCUUUGUUCUGACCUGCCAGUGGCCUGCGCCUUUGCAUACAGUCGCCUCAAAGGGAAUGGUCAACCAGGCCUUUCAUGUGCCGAGGCAUGUUGGGCUUUUCACAGCGCUCCUCACCCCCCUCCGCCUCCCCGAAGGCUCCCAGCUCAGUGGUGCCAGUAGAAACUCGGGUUGCACCCCCUGCUGCUGUGUCAUCCCCAUGCCCUGGUUUUCAAAACGCCCUCCUACGCUGUGGCUCGCUGGACCGUACCGCAACAAACCAAACAAACUGAUGAGUCAAACCUGAGCAUACUCAGAACAUACUGUACAACCAAGCGAAUUGGCUCUGCUGCUGAGCCCGAGAUCUUUCAUCCAGUUGGUAUGAAGUUUAGGAACUAAUCUGGAUUAGAUGAGGAAACAGGGGUAAAAACGAUCCAUGCUUUACUAAAACCUCACAUCUGCAAGAAUUAAUUUUUUCAGGGAGGAGGGAACAAAGUCAUAUUUUCUUACUGAUGUGGCAUUUUGAAAUUACAGAAUGGGCUUUUAGCUUUCGAGAGCUAAGGGGUCAUGCAUUUAUGAAUAAAGUGACCGUUCAAACCUACACAUGAAGUGAAAAAAAAAGGAACAAAGAUUGCAGGUAUGGUUUUUCUGUUUGCAAUAACCAAACCGGAGAUGUCCCUUUCGACUCAGCCUAGAUAUGGAACCUUCCUAAACAUGUUCACACAUGCCGCCCUUUUCAGAUGUACUGUUCAGUGUUCAGCCAGUUCACAUGGCAUUCACUCCACCUCUGAGGCAGGUCAGCUGUACAGUAAUUGUAUAUUGAAUUAUCAGGACUCUGGGUUUUACGGGACCCUCGUGUUUUUAAGAGACCUCUUAGUCCUCUUCAUGAAAAGAAUGAAAAGAAUUCAAAGCAUUACAUUGUGUACAUAUGGAUUAAAACAUUUCAAAGGGUAUAAUAAGGUGCAAAUGUAUAUUAUUUAAAGUGUUUAAAACAAUUAGACUGUGGUAUUAAAGGGC
Messenger RNA from Xiphias gladius (swordfish), 4194 nucleotides. RefSeq names its product BTB/POZ domain-containing protein kctd15. Lineage: Eukaryota; Metazoa; Chordata; Actinopteri; Istiophoriformes; Xiphiidae. The transcript has 5 exons. The coding region runs from base 87 to 881 and encodes 264 amino acids. The record is from RefSeq and is a predicted model, not a curated record. Gene Ontology annotation, molecular function: protein binding. Gene Ontology annotation, biological process: protein homooligomerization.